UUCCAAGCUGCGGGAAUCUGUCCGCAAUCCCUCAAAAACAUUGAGGGGAACUUUCAAAAGCGUUUGGACCGACUGAAAGAUGUAGUGGACGUUUGGAAUGGGGAAUGCUGCCAUGUCUGUCGUUGCGUUUUUUCCGUCGAAAUCCUGCCAGCAGUUGCUUCUGGGAGGCGACAUCGAAGAGAUGCCUCCAGAUAAAAUGAUGGACUUGAGUGGGAAACAUUUGAGGAAGUUUCCUCUUCAGGUCUGCGCUUUUACCGAACUUAUUAAACUGUACCUGAGCAACAACAACCUGAGCAGUCUUCCUCCCGAGUUUCACCUGCUGGGCUGCCUGCAGAUCCUAGCUCUGGAUUUCAAUUGCUUCAAAGAACUCCCCCAAGCGGUGUGCCGUCUCCGCCAGCUCUCCAACCUCUACCUGGGCAACAACAUCCUGUGUGACCUGCCGGCCGAGCUGAGCUCGCUGGCUGACCUGAAGGCACUGUGGAUCGAGAGCAACUGCUUCGAGCAGCUGCCCCCGGUCAUCUCCGAGCUGAGGCAACUGAGGGUCCUUCACGCCAGCUGCAACCAGCUGGCGAGCUUACCCAAGGAGCUCGGGCAACUGCGGGAACUGCAGAGCAUCUGGAUCUCGGACAACCUGCUCUGCGACUUCCCCGAGGUCCUGCUGGAGAUGAGCAGCCUGGAGGUGAUCGACGUGGACCGAAACAAGAUUCGGUCCUUCCCCAGCCUGGUCCACAUGCAAAACCUGAAGCUGGUGAUAUACGACCGCAACCCAUGCAGGAAUGCCCCCAGAGUGGCCGAGGAGGUCAGGAGGGUGGGCAGAUGGGCUGACUAUCGCCCCGAGGCCGAUCACAAAUCACUGCCGGAGAAAGUGGCGGAGCAAGCUGGAGAAGAGACGGACAUUGAAACGCCAGGAAAGAAUGAACGCAACAACGAUUCCGGUUAAAUGGUGCUCGAUUUAACACUGAAAGCAACUUAACCCCACCUGGCGUCUAAGAAAUGCAAUUUUCAAAUGUCCAGUUUGGCUUUAAUUACGCAGAAAUAUAUGCAAACAUGCUAAUUGCGCCGUUUUUCUGUCUCUGAGGAAUGCCACACAACGGGGGACACUUCUGCUAGUGUUAACUGCACCAGAGGACUUCAAAUCCUUCACUCAUAAAAACUGAAAGCGCUGGAGAAAUGCUCAGCAGGCCAGGCAGCAUCUGUAGAGAGAGAAACAAAAUGAAUUGUUUCAGGUCAGUUACUUUUCGUCGGAACUGGAAACAAAAGUUCAGGGAUGUAAUAUAUGUUAAGCAAGUACAAACGCAGGGGAUGGGGUGAUGUUGUUAGGACAAGAGCAAAAGGGCGAUAAACAUUAAAUGCAAAGGGGAUGAUGGUGCCAGGCAAAGGGGGGUGGUAAUGGAAUUUCUUCUCUGAGGGUAGUGAAUCUGUGGAAUUCUUUACCACAGAGGGCUGUAGAGGCUGGGUCCUUAAGUAUAUUCAAGGCUGAGAUAGACAGAUUUUUAAUCAUUAAUGGGGUCAAGGGUUAUGGGGAAAAGGCAGGAAAGUGGAGUUGAGGAUUAUCAGAUCAGCCGUGACCUCAUUGAAUGGCGGAACAGACUUGAUGGGCCGAAUGACCUACUUCUGCUUCUCUGUCUUAUGGUUACAUGCAACGAAACAGAAGAUGGAUAUAGAGCAGGUGAAAACAGAACAGAAUAAUCACCAACAGUUGCUGUCCAAAAAUAAAAACGGAAACAGCGAUUAUGAUUUGGAGUGGUUGAACUUUAUGUUAAGUCUGGAAGGCUGUAAAAUUCCUAAUCAAAAGAUGAGGUGCUGUGCCUCAAGCUUCCACUGAAUUCCAUGGGAAUAGCGUAGGAGGUUGAGGACAGUGAGAUGAGAAUGAGGCAAACAAUUACAAUGGCAGGAACUGGAAGCUCAGGGUCAUUCUUGCGGACUGAAUGGAGAUGUUCUGCGAAGUGAUGUGUUUGGUCUCCCCAGUGUAGAGGAGACUGUAACGUGAGCGAGCAGCUUGAUUUUGGCCCACAGAACUGACUUCUUUCUGUAUUGAUUCUCCAUUUGUCCAAUCUCUUCCCACUUACAUCCACAACUCUUGCUUAAAGCCUAUUAAAUCUCUUAACUUUUUCCAGUUCUGAUGGAAGAUCAUUGACCUUAAAAGUGAGCUAUGUUUCCCUCUCCACAAAUAUUGUCCGACCUGCUGAGUAUUUCACACUUUCUGAUUUCUCAUGUAUUUUUUAAUAUUGUAAAUAACAGGGUCUUUGGAUGGCGCAGUACAUCUCUGAUCAAAAGACAAUGGAGAAAACAUAAAGGCUGCCAGGUAGAGUGGGAAGUUUAGAGAGAGCAAAAGGAAUAACACAAAUCGUGCAUUUAAUAAAACGAUCCCCCACCUCCCCAAAUGAACUUUGAUAAUGGGAGACAAUUCAUAGAGGCUAACAUUGGGGAAACCCAUUACUGGCCUUCAUGAGCAUCCCCAGGCCCAAAAUGGUGGGUUGCUGAUAUUUGUCAUUCACAGUACCCAGAGGUCAAAAGCACCUCAAGAAAACUCUAAUCCCAACAGGAAUCUGAUGCCUCCCACAACACUGCCAUUGCUUUGUUUUACAGGGCUGCUUCUGAUAGUAUGCUUGAAGUAACUAGGGGAGACAGUGAAGUAAGUAGGGUAUUACUGUACAUCCAACCUAAUCUGUAUCUGAUCUGUGAACAAAUUACUUGGUAUCCUAAGUGGAUAUGUGUUUAAUUCCACAACACUGGUGCAACUUGAGCACAAAAGUUCAGAGUUUUGUUUUCGCGUGAUUGCAUUUUAGGACUGCUCUUAACAGCUAAAAGAAAGUCUUCACAUAGCAUCGAGCAAUCCAGUUACUAUUAACAUCUCAGCAAUGAUACAAGCAGAAGGCAAUGGCUGCCAGGCCUUCUUGUAUUGCAGUGGGAGCAAAGUGCACUCCACUUUUACACUCACAUAUCAAAUCGUACCUGCUAUUCUUAAUUUCUUAAGAACAGUUUAGAAUGCAAGGCAAGGGCAAAGCAAGGCCACUAUUUGGAAGUAUUUGUGUUUCCUCCUACACCUUUACAUUAGCAAUAAUGGAGAAAUUCUUGUACCAAAGAAUCCUGGGCUUAUGCCAUCUAAUGCAUCAACACUUUCCAAGUAUGUUUUUUGUUUUGAGUACCUCCUGAGAAAAUGUUCAUGGAGGUAGAGAUGUCUGGUUCUCCACAGUGGCACUUGCUUUCAUGCUGACUAUUUUGGAUUUUGGCAUAACUGCUAGCAUGAGGCUGCAUGGCUAAAAUGACAAAGAAUCGCAAUUUCUGAGCAACAGGCCCAAAACCAAAUCCCGCAUGUUCACAGUUGCCCUGUUGUUACCAAUGUCCACUCCACAGAAGUAGGGUGAUUUAUCACCAUCUAGAAUCUAUUCAAUAACAGAAGCACUUCUAUAUUAUAAAAUGGUCAUCAUACCAUCUUUCUGUACCAGUGUGCCAAAAAGUUUGGUGCAACAUUGGCAAAGAUAGCGUAAAUACCACUAUUAAACUGCGAUGCAGAUCUCAGUUUAGAUGAUUUGCCCUUCAUAGUUCUUCAAAUACUACCAUAACGCUUCCUAUUUCUGAACAAAAUAUUUUAUAUCCAUGUAUUUCCUAAAGCUUUAGCAUUCAAAAUGUGUUAAUGUUUCUUCUAAGAUAUGUGUUUUCCUUUCAUGAGGGAUGGGAGAGGGUCCUGUACCUGAAAAAUCUCUAUGUUCACAUGCCAGAUGCUGCAUUUCCAGUGCUUUCUGUUUUGUUUCUGUGGUGAUUUAACUUGCUUCACUAUCAAAAUAUAUUUGCACAAGAAUAAUGUUUAUGCUGGCCCUUUGUAUAGCACUGUAACAUACAUUCUCUGUUGCCUGAGGAAAGCAGGCUAGCAGUAACCACAGGUUCUAAAACCCUUCUCCUUUGUCUCCUUUACCCUCACCUUUCAACAAGAGUGAAGAGCUUAUGGAUUUCUUGAUCAUUGAAGUCAUCCAUAUAUUUGCCUCUGUUGCACCUCUGUCCUCCUCCCCCCAUUUAACGUUAACAAGGACCUGUGGUGUUUCGUCUUUCUGUUAGGCUCUCUUGUUGUAGGAACUUAAGUAUAUACUUUUCUUAAAAUGAAAACAGUAUAUUUCAAACAGGAAAUAACUUUAGAUGAACAUAGUGUGUAUGGAGCUGUCCUGAAGGCUCAAUUGUUGAAGGUGGCAUUUACUAAGUCACAUCGACCAGAAAAGCUCUGGCUUAAUUGCUGGUCUGUACCAUCUAUACUGAUGUCAUCGAGAGUGGCAGUGGUGUUUCUAUUGGCCAACACCAAUAAACUAGCCAGGUCAUUAGUUCUUAUUGCUAUCUAGUGAUUCAUAUAUAUGUCGGGUGAAGUAGAACUGAAAUCAGCUGUGAUGUUCCCUUCCCAUCUCUCACUCCCCAAGACCAAAUAGCAAAAAUGUUUACACUGGAGGGAGUUUUUAGGAUUUUAAUUUGAGACAAAUGUCACAUGAUAAAAGCCAUACCUCAACAUAUUUCAGUACCUCCAAGGAUUAAGGGAUGAGGGAUAGAUAUGGCACAUUGACGAUAGAUGGUCAUUUAUUUUUAUGUAAACACUAUUAAAACAACAACCACAAGGUUCUUGAAUAUUACUAAUUUAAAAUAAAGCACUGAACUAGAGUAAAAGGGCAUUUCUAAUAAGAUUUUCAGUCAUAGUUUGUAAAUUAAUACCAAAUUCACUUUGUCCCUCAUUACUUGUGAGUCAUUCUUUGGCUUUUUUUAAACAAUGCCUUAUUUGGUAAUUUUUCAACAAUAAAGGGAAUGCAUGUCAGUAGGGGAGAAUGCUCCAAUCAUCACACUUUUGGCACUUUCCAGAUCUUAUACUGCGCUUGUCCACAAGCCUGUCAUGAGUGCUUCGAUCUGGACCACUACCCUCAGCAUAACCAAGAUAUAAAUGGAACAAUGGGAAAAUGUGGCAGAAACACCUCAUACCAAUCUGACAGAUAUGCUUAAAUGACGAUAAAACAAGGUCACCUAGAUUCUCAGCUUCCACAUGGAAUCUUCAGGAACACCAGCAAACAUUACUCACUCAUUGUCAACAGACGUCUUUCCUUAUAUGGAAACUGCUUAUCCUACAUGAUGUGGCUUGCAUAUAACGUGUGAUUUUUCCUCCCCCACCCCCAUAUUGUGUAUCGUUUUAUUUUUAUAAUAUUGACAAAAACGUUUGUGAAGCAACUUUUCCUGCCACAAACUUCUGAUAUUUUGGGAUUUGAAACAGAAAGUUUUGAAUGAGAAUUAAACCAGUAAUUAAUAUGAAUUAAUAUGUAUAAAGCAGGUUAAGGAUUGUAUUUUACCCUUUUCCCAUUUUAAAAUGUAGGAUGCAUGGAAGCAUGGAUCCAUGGAGGAGAAUGUUAAGCAUUUUCAUGCUCUAUUUAUACCAGGAUUUAAAGACUGGAAUCCUUCCAAAUCCCUUAUCGCUCUCCUUUUCAAUUGACAAUAUUAAAGCUCAUUGUUCCAGACCAA
Messenger RNA from Carcharodon carcharias (great white shark), 5484 nucleotides. It is a transcript of the gene lrrc10, whose product is annotated as leucine rich repeat containing 10. The record is from RefSeq and is a predicted model, not a curated record. The coding region runs from base 98 to 940 and encodes 280 amino acids. The transcript has a single exon. Gene Ontology annotation, molecular function: protein binding. NCBI's taxonomy places the organism in Eukaryota, Metazoa, Chordata, Chondrichthyes, Lamniformes, Lamnidae.